AUGUCUGAACCCCAGGUGAGACCAGGAGAUGAUAAACAGAUAUGGCUACUUCAUGUCGAAUAUAGAGAUACACUAUACCACCUACGAUCAUUGAACUGGUUUAUUGCAGGGUUGGGGUCAAUUCAAUUGUAAUUCCUCAUUGCUUUUCACCCCGAUAACCACUCCUGUCCCUCAGACACCAACAUGGCCUCAGGGCACAGAGUGUGUGGCCAAAUACAACUUUAAGGGCACCACAGAGCAGGACCUGCCCUUCAACAAAGGAGAUGUCUUAACCAUUAUCGUGGUGACUAAGGUAAAGUUCCUAACUCUCUGUUAGGAGGCAGGUAGUCUUUUCCUAUAGCCUCCAUGUCUCUGGCAAGGGAGACUAGAAAACAGGCCAAACGGUCCAAUGAUUUACAGUUUGAGUAAAGAUAUAAGUAGACUCAAUCUUUCUGUCAUAUUUCUUGAAAUUUCUACACUUACAUAUAAAAAGAACAUAGUUUUAAAAAAUAGUUACGUUUUAAAGGAGGAACUUUUGGGUUGUUGUUUCAGUAAUGUUCUCUAUCGCUGUACAGUAUUUACUCAGUCAAUCCUGAUCUGAUACAGAGUUAUGGUGACAUUUUCUUUUCCAGGACCCUAACUGGUACAAAGCCAAGAACACAGCAGGUCGAGAAGGCACCAUCCCAGCUAACUAUGUCCAGAAGAGGGAAGGGGUGAAGCAAGGGGGCAAGCUGAGUCUAAUGCCGUAAGAACAGUACAGUCAUCAUAGCCAGGUUAAACCAGACUGAAUCCUUCAAAACAUUGUUGGAAGUACACUCAUCACUCCAUGUUGUACUGAAAUGACUUCCCAUAAAUGCACUGCCUGUGUGGUGUUGUUACAUUACUUACCGGUAGUGUAGUAACACAACAAAGAUAUGGGAGUCAGGAGUACCUUUUUUAGGUUCAACAGUCAGUAAGUUACUAGGGUAUCGUUCAGCGCUCGCCAACCUUGUUCCUGGAGAGCUAUCCUCCUGUAGGUUUUUGCUCCAACCCCAGUAACUAACCUGAUUCAGCUUAUCAACCCGCUAAUUAUUAGAAUCAGGUGCGCUAGAUUAGGGUUGGAGUGAAAACCUACAGGACAGUAGCUCUCCAGGAACAGGGUUGGAGAGCCCUAGUUCAAGUUUAUUAUGCCAUUUCUAGGUAUUGGAAUACAUACAUAGGAAUGUGUUUUUGUAAGAGCUCUCAACAAUUAAAGCAUAGAAAUGUGAAGUACCUGUAUGAUAUAAAAGUGAAAGCACUCUAUGAAACAAAUAAGAGAGGGCUCAGGUUUAGAUGACACCAUGAGUUACAGUUUACAGUUCAGACUAUAGUGACUGUGAUACUAAAUCUGGUUGAAAGGGUUUGUUUUUCAGGAUGUUUCUGUGUGGUUGUAGAGUACAGAUAGGCUGUGAAGCCACUGUUAUGUGAAUAGAAACCACAGUUGGGCCGAGCUAGGGCUGGGCUGGGCUGAGUCCUGGCUCUGUCUGACUGCAGCCCUGUAAUUGUAGCUAGUGCACUUCUGUGUCUGUUUCCAGCUCUCGUGUGUGUGUGCACUGCCGUUUCUAGGUAUAAGCAACAAAAGCGGCUGCUUAAGGCCCCACGGUGGGUGGGGGGGGGGAGGGGGAGUCAGUUGGGUUCUCAACUUAAUGUUAGUUAGGAAAGUAGAAUACACAAGGUGCAAUUUCAAAAUGUCAUAGUGCCUCAGCAGUUUUCUUAUUAUUAUGUCAGUCACUGACAAUCACUCAAUUAGCCCAUGUCAGCUAACAUUUUAUACAUUUCUAGGUGAGUUAGUCUAACCACCUAUCUAAACCUUAAGCAGUAAUCAUGGCCAAAUGACUGACCUGGCACACAAGGUACGUCAUAUGAACAUGGCAUAAGUCAUGGGUAAAAUGUGUAGAACUGCAGGAAAUUGGCUUUAAAUCUUGCUUAGGGCCCCCAAAAAGCAAGAAAUGGCUGUGUGUGUGUUCAGCUCUGCACUGCUGUGUGUGCACUGCACGGUUUCCUGUUGAAUCUAGAAAUAUCCCGCAUUCAGCCACAUGCCUAAGUUCUAAGAAAAGUGUGUGUUUGUGUGUCUGCACAUAGGCUUGCGUAUCUCUUUUUCACUAAUUGGUCUUUUGACCAAUUAGAUCAGCUGUUUUGCCAAGACUCUUUUUAGACGCAUUAUCUUUUUAGAUGUAUUAUUAGUGUUAGUGAUUGUGGUGUGUGUUGCUGUAAAAGCACUUUGUGACAACAACUGUUGACGUAAAAACAUCUUUAUAAACAAAUGUGAUGUGAUUGAUUUAAUUAACCCCCCUCGACCCCCUCCAGAUGGUUCCAUGGUAAGAUAACUAGGGAGCAGGCUGAGAGUCUCCUGAUCCCCCCAGAGAUGGGCCUGUACCUGGUGAGGGAGAGCACCAACUACCCUGGGGACUAUACUCUGUGUGUGAGUUGCGACGGCAAGGUGGAGCAUUACCGCAUUGUCUACAAGGAGGGACAGCUCAGCAUCGACGAGGAGGCGUUCUUCGAGAACCUCAUGCAGCUUGUAGAGGUGUGGGGAAGAAAUCAAAUGAAAUAGUUAUCUUCGGGCCAGUUUCCCAGACACAGAUUAAGUCUAUUGCUGGACUUAAUUAUCUAUUGAGCAUGCUUUUUAGUCAAGGAGUUAAUUAAUCUGGGUCUGGGAUCUGUCCCUUCUUGGUCAAAUAAAGCGGUCUAUUAUUUUACAACCAGAGUGUGUGAGCCAUACAAAUGGUGUGACCAAGUUGAUUUCCCUGUUAGCUACUGUAGGUGCUCUGGCCUCUGCAACUGUUCCCUCAUCACAGCCACACACACAGUUCCUGGAACAAAUACACUGAACAGGAAGUGACAAAGAGGAAGUGAUAGCGGCAGGCUCCAGAUCAUUUCACCUUUAGACACCCAACCGCCGGGUUUCACUUUCAAAACCACCCUCUCUCUUCCUUCAUCCAUCUGGCGACACACUAUACAUUAACUCAGUUUUGGAGUAAUUUUGUUGGUCUCAAAAAAGCAUGUCAGUUAUUAUUUGAAAGCUCAUUAGGUGCUGUUGACAUGCAUUUUUGAAAACAUGUUUUUAACCAUGCUGCCCUCUGUUGGUUACGGCUAGUAUGAAUGAGUCCAAUACAAAUAGAAUGUAUCAAUUGAACCUUUGCAACGAAGACCAAUACAUUCAGUUCAAUUUUGUUCCAUUUUCAUGUAUUCCGUUAUCCCACAUUUUUAUGAUGUCAUCAAUAUUGGCAAUCUUUUCCCAUUCUUGGCCUAUGUUAUUGGCCAACGUCUUCUCUCCCUGUCCUCAGCACUAUACCAAAGAUGCAGACGGUCUCUGCACCAAACUGAUCAAGCCGAAGCUGGAGGAGGGUACUGUGGCAGCCCAGGAUGAGUUCUCCAGGAGCGGCUGGGCUCUCAACAGGAAGGAACUCAAUAUCCACCAGUCUAUAGGGAAAGGAGAGUUUGGAGGCAAGUGGCUUUGUGAAAACGUGUGUCUGUAGCGGUGUUUAAAUAGGUUUUUAUCAUUGACAACUCUGUUAUAACCUGUUCUAGGCAGUCUUCUCCAGCUUAAUCCACCUCAUUCCGGUUCUCUUGGAGUGUGUGAAUGUGGUUUAGUUAAUUCUCUCAUUCUCACUCACAUUUCUCUUUUCCUCAGAUGUGAAGGUAGGAGACUACAGAGGGACCAAAGUAGCGGUGAAGUGUAUCAAACACGAUGCUACAGCACAGGCCUUCAUCGCUGAAGCUUCAGUCAUGACGUAAGUUAGAGCCUGAACCAAACUUCUGUUACAUGUUCACUUUCAGUCAGUCAACUUCAGUACAACAUACUAGGGGUAAUCGCACUCUCGCGACUUCAAUUGAAGAAGGAAAAUCACACCUGACAAGGCCAAUGAAAUCCGUGCCUCUUGGAAGCCCUGCCUUCCACAGGUAAUAAGCGUGAGGCUCGGAUUCAUUCAAUUAUUCCGCUUUUCACCUCGAUGUAAGCAGGAACGAUUCAUGCUACUAAAACGAACAAUUGGAACGAGACUGUCUUACGUUGCGCCAACUAAAUUGCCCCUUCGUGGUAGAGCGUGCUCACCCCCUGGACAUUGUGUGCUGAAGUUUGUAUGGUUCUCAUAGUUUCCUAAUCACGAAAAAUGUGUUAUUCUUCGGAUUGCUUUGCCUGGCUAUAGCAAUAAGUUAGAUGGCUAACGAAACGAUGAAGGCUAACAAGCCGGAUUCGGGUUCGCGACAAUGCCCAAAUGAGUAAAAAGAUACUUACUUUUGUUGUCUUGUAUGUCUCUGCUCGGUGCAUACUCUGGCUGCCCUCACUUGAAUCAGUUUGUGUGUGGGACUAUGGGAUGGCUGGCACGGUUCACCUACAAGUCCGCGGCACAGGUUCUCUUGACAAUCGUGUAGUAUUCUUUAGGGGGCUUGGUGUUUCCGAUAGUGACUUCCUCUGCCUGGUGCCCGUACCUCGGCUGAGUCUGAGUUGCGGGACGUGGUAAUGGAUUGAGUCGUUGGUCGGGUCAAAUGUCUCCCAGCUCCUGUGCGCUCUGUCGCCGGUUAUGGGAGGCUAUUCGAAGAGAGAGGGCGGACAGGGUCUGUGGCUAUCCCCCCCCGCCGCCUGUGUCUGCCUUGGUUAAGCACCGUUUGCCUCUCUUCCCAGAUUUAUUGCUGAAGGAUCCGGUCCUACGUAGACUUUCGAGACCAGGCUAGCUAACAAGCGAUGCAUAGCGUGCUAGCCAGGUUAACUAACUCGCAGAGUUAACGGUGGAAUUGCUUGGGUAGCUCUCUUGUUUAGUAUACGUAGCGUUAAGUCGCUUGGUUAUUCUAAACGGACCGUGCUGCGGUCAAAGAGGCUAGCUAGCCUAAAAGCCUCAUCAUAGCUAACGUCAGCUAGCAUGCAUAACUUCCGGUGAAUUAAGCUUACUAGUGUUCCCCCAGCGUUAUGGCAACCCCUUUCCUAUUUUAAAUUCCUGGAGUUGGAGGGAGUGGAGAAAGCAGGUUUGGCAAGCAAAGCCAGAGAUUUGGUUCCUAUGGGCCUGGCCCCUGAGAGGGCCAAUCUGAUGGCUAGAUGGUUACCUCCGAACAUUAUUGCUACUAUUCAGUCAACUAGGGCGCCCUCCACAAGGGGUCUGUAUGCGUAUAAGUGGCAAGCGUUUGAGCUCUGGUGCCAAGAUAAAGGGCUGGUUCCUUUUCAGUGCUAUGUGAGGGACAUCCUUAUGUUCCUACAGGAGCUUUUCGAGCAGGGGUGGGCAUUCUCCACUUUAAAAGUGUUCAUAGGCGCUAUUUCAGGGUGUUGUGGGAAUUGACGGCACCACACCGGGGGCCCAGCCUAUGGUCGUGCUGUUCCUGAAAGGUGUGCGCCAUCUUAGACCGGUCUCUAAACCUAUUGCGCCCACAUGGGACUUGGCUUUGGUUUUGGAGGCGCGGUGUGCGGCUCCUUUUGAGCCUCUGGAGUCGGUGGAUCUGAAGAUCCUCUCCUACAAGACCUCCCUGCUCAUGGCUUUGACCUCGGCUAAACAUGUUGGGGACCUCCAAGCGUUAUCUGUACACCCUUUCGGUACUCAGUUCGUCCCGUCUAAAUGCAGCUUUCUCCCCCCGAAAGUGGUUAUGUCCUACAGGUCUUUAGCUUUUGCGCUAUUUCUCUUUUUUCACUUCCUAAUUUUGCUUCUGAAGAGCAACGGAGGUUACAUGCCCUGUGUCCAGUACGAACUUACGCACGUACAUUGAAUGGACCCGGGAUACCAGGUUAUGUGACCAGCUUUUUGCCUGUUUUGCUAAUCCAGCUCGCGGUGGGGCGCUCUCGAUAUAGAUCUGUCUGUCUAUAUUCAUCUAUAUCCAUCUAUCUAUCUAAGCAGCGUCUCUCCCACUGAAGUACUGGACACUCCUACAGCUCCCGCAAGGCAGGGAGCCCACGAGCCUUGUCAUCGAUGUCUAUUUUUUUCAAUUUAAUACAUCAUUUUUGGCAGUAACCCUCCAAAAGGUCAUUCAUAAACCUUUUCAGUUUCCAUAUGUAUUAGGAAGCUAAGUGUUUGUUUUUUGGGCUUCAGGAAUGUGACUGAAAAAGUGCCUCAGGCCUUGAAAAUAAAACAUUUUACUGAUUGAAAGUAAAAGGGGAUAUCGGUGAACAGAUGCCGUGGUCAAGGCUACAACGGCUUACUUAGCUUACUCAGGUGUUCAAAAGCGCAUAUCAGACUGAGAGCCUAAUGCCUUUUAGGUAGUUCUUUAUGAGUUUUAGUUUAGAAAAAGAUCUCUACGCAGAAGCGACAGUUACAGGGAUGGUAAAAACAGCUUGAUUGCCAUAGCAAAAUCAGAGAAAGUGGUGCGCAAAAUACAGCAGUUCUGCAACAUCUUUAAUUGAGCCUCUCAUUCUCCUUAAUUGCUGGCCUCAACACAUUACGGAAAGAGAUUAACUUUAUAGGAAGCUCUGGAGACAGGUCAUCAGGAUACUGGACAGCCAAUCGAUUGGCAGAUGCAAACAUAUUAUCAUAUUUAGCGGACAACAGUUCUUGAGGGCUUGAACAAAAAAAACUGUUUGCGAUUUGUGAACCGGCAUUUGAGUUGUGUGGUUGCAAUAUCAACAGUCCCUUAUCUCUGGUAUAUCUUGGCAUGCAUCAUUCAAGACUAAGUUUAAAUUGUGUGCAGCACAAUGGACAUAUCAUGCACAAUGUCUCAGGAAAGACUGUCUGUAUAUAAAACAGUCGGGCCCGCAUCCUUUGCACACACAAAAGGAGGACUACAGGGGAGUCUCAAGUUGGAUUUAAUUUAGUAUCCGUUGGGGUCGGCUUAGGGCGGGAUUCCAUUUCCCCAUAGUAUGUUAUACCGAAGUUGACUGACUGAAAGGGAACGUAACGUUAUGACUAUAACUACUGUUCCCUAAAGGAGGGAAACGAGGUACAACACGGUGAAGAGCGGUAUUAAAGGAAUGAAUCCGAGCCUAACGCUUAUCACCUGUGGAAGGCGGGGCUUCCAGCCAGGUGUGGUUUUUAUUGACCUUGUCAGGCAUGAUUCAAUCAAAGUCGCGAGAGUGUGACUACCCAUAGUAUGUUGUACCUCGAUUCCCUCCUUCAGGGAACAGUAGUUAUAGAUAACAUUACGUUAUCAAUCUCUCUAGCAAUCGCUUUCCGUCCUCAUUGUGUAAUUGUUUUCCUUGUUUACUACAGGCAACUGAGACACAAUAACCUGGUCCAGUUGCUAGGUGUCAUCGUUGAGGAGAAGGGAAGCCUGUUUAUCGUCACUGAGUACAUGGCCAAGGUAGGUGGCUCCUAUGAUUAAGUUAAAUAAAGGUAAUGCAAUAAUAGAUAGAUAGAUAGAUAGAUAGAUAGAUAAAGAACCAGAGAUCAUUGAAGACCUCUCUCUAUUUUGCCCCCUCAGGGCAGUCUAGUGGACUACCUACGCUCCAGAGGUCGGACAGUGCUGGGUGGGGAUUCCCUACUCAAGUUCUCAGUGUGAGCAUGAUAAUGAUUUCUCCCUACAUCUUGAAUAAUGUUAUCAGAAGUUUGCUGACAGGGGCUUAUAGCGGCCCGUUGGAAAUGUAACAUUGUCAAUGCCUCUUUAAAUGUCAACCGUUCCCCUCCCUCUCCUCCGUAGUGACGUGUGUGAGGCCAUGGAGUAUCUGGAGGCCAAUAACUUUGUCCACAGAGACCUGGCGGCCCGUAACGUUCUGGUGUCAGACGACAACAUCGCCAAGGUCAGCGACUUCGGCCUGACCAAGGAGGCCUCGUCUAAUCAGGACACGGCCAAACUGCCCAUCAAGUGGACCUCACCAGAGGCCCUGAGGGAAAAGGUAGGUUAGUGUAACGGAGAUAAGAAUGUGCCGUAAGCUCACUCCACAGCUAGCUUGAAAUGUCGCCAAUGGUGCUAUUGGAUUGGAUCCUUUUCUAUUGGUCAGCUGGUUCGUACGUUGUCAAGGAGGGUGGUCACGUGUGUUAGCGAGGCAGAGGACCCCAGGUUGGAGCCGUGGUAAAGACAGUUUACCCUGAGUUGUACUCAGAGAGGGAUGAAGCUAUACUGCUGAACUAGCACACUGACAUUGGUUUCACUAGUCACUUUCCUUAUUGUCUUUAGGAGCAUACCCUGAAUCUCAAAUCAACCCUUUAGGAACUUGUUUAAAUCGGAGAGGAUUGGAUAGGUAUAAGCAAUAUGGUAGCAAUUCCACCUAGUCUAUCAGAGGGCAAGAUGGCGCUACCACCAUAUUGCUUACACCUAUCCAAUCCUCUGAGAUCUAUAGGGAGAAGGGGUUAGGGGUCGAUUUGGGAUUUAAGGUAUAGAAAUGUUAUUGUACUGCUGAUUUACACCAUUUCUAUAAUAUACUGUAUGUUUUACACAUUAAAAUAAGCUUUACGGAAAGACUGUCUUUCCUUCUGUCUGUUGAUAAACAGAAAUUCUCCACCAAGUCAGACGUGUGGAGCUAUGGGAUCUUGCUGUGGGAGAUCUACUCCUUUGGACGAGUGCCUUACCCCAGAAUUGUAAGUAUCUUUUUGCCUUUAGAAAGUCAGUCACUCAACUUACUGUUAGUUAGGAUAUAAUACACAAUGUGCAAUUUUGACAUUUGGUAGUGCAUCAGCAGUUUUCCUCUUGUAUGUCAGUCACCGACAGUCACUCAAUUAGCCCAUGUCAGCUAACAUUUGAUAGAUUGCUAGGUAAGUUAGUCUAGCCAGCUAUCUAAACCUUGUAGUAAUCAUGGCCAAAUUACUGACUUGCCCAGGGGCCCUGACCUCUAGGGGGCCGCCAUUGAUUUUGUUAGUCAUUCUCACGCCGAUAUCAUAUGAACAUGGCAUAAGUCAUGGCAAAAUGUGUAGAACUGCAGGAAAUUAGCUUUAAAACGGCAACAUUUUCUCACCAUCCCAUGGGAAAAUAUGUCGAACUGCAGUAAAAUUUGCAUUAAAACUCUAAAUUUUCCUCUCCGCCCAAUGACGAAAUGAGUAGAAUCGCAAAAAGCUAGAAACUGCCCUGUGAAUAAGAUUGAUUGGGCAGGUGUUACAAAUUGUGACAGCUGUAGAGUAUAUGAAUUUGCCAGUUAAAGUCAAUGUAGUAAAUUUGAAAUGUCGACACUGCUAUUAUGGUCCAGUAUAAUACUAUUUAUUUCAAUGUUGAGUCAACAUUCUGUCAGGUUAUGUUCUUUAGUGAUAAUGACACCAUAGAAAUGUAAUACAAAAUAGAUAUAAAGUAAUUCAUAAUCAAAAUGUAUUACAUUUCUACAAAUAUACUACUCCCAUCUCAUCUCCUUCUCGUCAUCCCCCCUUCUAUUGCCCCAGCCUCUAAAGGACGUGGUACCACGCGUAGAGAAGGGUUACAAGAUGGAUGCCCCAGACGGUUGUCCUGAGGUGGUGUAUGAGGUCAUGAAACAGUGCUGGACCCUGGACCCCCUGGUGCGGCCAUGCUUUAGAGUCCUCAGGGAGAAACUGCAGCAUAUCCUAGCCAAGGAGCUCUACCUGUGA
Coregonus sp. 'balchen' is the source of this 9398-nucleotide messenger RNA. The record is from the annotation of a GenBank genome assembly. Lineage: Eukaryota; Metazoa; Chordata; Actinopteri; Salmoniformes; Salmonidae.